Hibiscus syriacus is the source of this 1053-nucleotide messenger RNA. Its product is annotated as NAC domain-containing protein 2-like. Gene Ontology annotation, molecular function: DNA binding. Gene Ontology annotation, biological process: regulation of DNA-templated transcription. The record is from RefSeq and is a predicted model, not a curated record. Bases 56 to 940 code for a protein of 294 amino acids. NCBI's taxonomy places the organism in Eukaryota, Viridiplantae, Streptophyta, Magnoliopsida, Malvales, Malvaceae. The transcript has 3 exons.
AGAGAGAGAGAGGAGGGAAAAAAAGUUACUGGUGAAGGUAAAAAAAAAAAAAGAAAUGACUGCGGCAGAGUUACAGCUACAGUUACCUCCUGGUUUUCGGUUCCAUCCAACGGAUCAGGAGCUGGUGAUGCACUAUCUCUGCCGUAAAUGUGCGUCGCAGCCGAUCGCCGUCCCUAUUAUAGCCGAACUCGACCUUUACAAAUACAAUCCUUGGGAUCUGCCUGAUUUGGCUUUGUACGGGGAGAAAGAAUGGUAUUUCUUUUCGCCGAGAGACAGGAAAUAUCCGAACGGUUCAAGGCCGAACCGUGCUGCUGGGUCUGGGUACUGGAAGGCAACCGGGGCUGAUAAACCGAUUGGGCAACCGAAACCGGUCGGUAUCAAGAAGGCUUUAGUGUUUUAUUCUGGAAAAGCUCCGAAAGGAGAGAAAACUAAUUGGAUUAUGCAUGAAUAUCGGUUAGCCGACGUCGACCGGUCGGUUCGCAAGAAGAACAGCUUAAGGUUGGACGAUUGGGUGUUGUGCCGGAUAUACAACAAGAAAGGUUACAUCGAGAAACAACCGCCGCCGCAAGGGAGCGUUACGAAAGAAGCUUGCACGACGGAGAUUGAGGACAGGAAGCCGGAUAUCGGGACAGUCGGCAAGGGCAUGUGUGGUUUGCCGCCGUCAGCGACGGCGACGUGUAACGAUUUCAUGUAUUUCGACUCGUCGGAGUCGGUGCCGAGGGUCCAGACGGAAUCCAGCUGUUCGGAGCACGUAGUGUUGCCGGAGUUCCCAAAUGAAGUUCAAAGCUUGCCCAAAUGGAAGGACGAAAUGGGAAGUGCCGCCGACAAUAAUGUCCUCGAUUCUCUUUAUAAUUACAUGGAUGCCACUCAGAUGCAAGGUAGUAAUAAUGAGCUGUCGCCGCUCCAGGAUAUUUUUAUGUACCUGCAGAAGCCAUUUUAGAGGUGGGAAAUGGAUCGAGGAAAAACCAGUGUGUUUUGGCGUAUUGCUGGGUAACACGAGACUGAAAGUCCAUGAGUGUACCUGUGGGCGUGCGCGUAGAUAAACAUUUAAAA